Cinara cedri is the source of this 4280-nucleotide messenger RNA. Lineage: Eukaryota; Metazoa; Arthropoda; Insecta; Hemiptera; Aphididae. The record is from the annotation of a GenBank genome assembly.
AUGAAGUACAACACAACACAAAUAAACGUUACUGCGUCAGAGGCCUCGGAAACCUCAGAGCCGGCGGCUGGGGGACGGUGCUCGCCCCAGGUGUCGUCAUCACUCUCAUGCACCACCAAAGGUGCAGAAGUGCCAAAGCGGGCUUCUGCCGCCAACCACCGUGUUGGAAAUACAACUGCUAACCAAGAACGUAGUACGAUAUCGAUCGACGCGAUAUCGUGCUACGAGCGUUUGUACGACUUGGCGGUACGGAGGAUCGUAGACGCCGAAAAAGUCAUUGAGUAUUUAAUGUUCAUGAUUUUCAAACUCAAAUUGGGACAGGUAAUAUUAUCGUUAUUCGUUGUAUCUCAGAGACAGUAAGACCAUGAUUUUGUAAUCAAAUAAUAAAAAUUGAUUAUAAUUUUCUAGGCUAUGUACGAGUACACGUUAAAACAUCUGUUAACUAAUUUAAGUACGAAUGUAAAGGACGAAAAGGAUAUGACCAUUGCGGGCCAACUUUUCGUAUCACUUCUAAAAAGCGGCCUCGUCUUGUAAAUGAUUUUUUAUAAAUUAUUAAUUUAUUUUAUUUCAUAAAAAACUAAAUCAAAUAUAUUUUUGCGUUUUUUUUAGAAACGAUCAAGACUAUUGGGAACCCGCUAUGAAAGAGAUUUUAAAUAUUUUAAAAAACAAUAAUUCUAAAUCAACAUUGUAUAUUUUAAUUUUAAAUUUUAUUGAAGGAUUGAAACGUGACAUUGGGGAACGUAUGCAAUACAGAAGUUUAAAUGAAGUAUGAUAAAAAAAUUAAUACCUAUGUUACUAAUGUUUAUCUACCAAUAUAAUAUUAUUAAAUGUGUGUUUUCAGGCGUUUAGAAUAAUCGAAAAGACCAUAAAUGAGAGAAUUCGUAAAGAAAAGGUGUGUACCAAAUUUCUUUAUGGAUAAUUAUUUUACCUAAAUUGUCUUUAAAUAUCACGCUAUUAUUGUUUGUUCGGUCGAUACCUAUAUUAUUUUAUUAUAUUUGUAUUUUCAGGAGUUAAUCGAAGAGAAAGCUAUGCUUAAAAUACGCGAGGAAAAGGUGUGUUAUAAAUUUCUAUAUAUUUAAUUAUAUUUUUAAUUAAUGCACCUAAACUAUCCUGAAAAAUCACACUAUUAUUGUUUUGUUGUUUUUUCGUAAUCAUUUUCUUAAAUUCAAUAAUAUUAUUAUUGUGUGUGGAAAAAUUAUUGAAAACUUAUGAUUGCCGAAAAAAACCAUUUUCGAAUGGCUUCCGGGAAAAAAAUCGAUAUUUAUCGUUUGGGAUAGCCAGUGUAUUAUAUAAAUAAUAAAAUAAUUAAUUGUUUAAAAUCGUUGUAUUUUGUUUCAGCAAUCCGCUCCACCUUUAACCGUCAAUACAAUUAAAAACUAUUUGAAAACCAACGGUAUGUAAAAUUACAUAUCUAAUUGUUUUUCAUGGAAAAAUGUGUAGUUUUACAAUAGCAUACUGUAAUGUGUACUUAACGUGUAGUUACUUAUAAUACGAAGUUAUUGUACAAUGAAUCAUAUCGUAGUUUUAGAGUUGUUCGUGUGGAUUUUUGUUUCUUUUUUUCAUCUAUUUUUACACAAUAUUCUCGUAAUAUAACAGUAAGUAUGUAAUCAAGACAUCGCAUUUUUCCUUUACGCCUUUAAAAUAUAAAUAAAUCACCAUUAGGUUAAUAAAAAUCAAUUUCUAAUAAGUGUUUAUUAUUCCAGUGAAGAGAACGGCGUACAACAGGAAAGAGGCGGAAGAUUACGCUAUUCGCGUAAAGUCAUUUUGCUGUGACCAAACCGAGGUAAUACAGAAAUGUGAUAUUAUAUCUUGAUGAAAUAUAACCUUCUUUGAUAAUUAUUGUAUUCGUUUACGUUUUAAUCUCGCGUUGACAAUUAUUUUGCAAAAUCGCGCGGAUUUUCACGAAAUUGCGACAGACCGUGUUUAACGACAAUCGUUUUUUUUUUCACGAUAAGACCACCGCCCACGAACUCGAUCGCGUUAAGAAGUACUGGCUGAUGAGAAAAUUGCUAUUCCAACGUUUCGACUGUGGCAUACUUUUGGAUCACGGUAUAUAUAUACCUAUAAUUCACUCGCGUUCUCUAUAAUAUAAUCGUUAUCGUGUUUCGUCUCCGUUCGUUUUACUUGAUUUAAUAUUUGUUUUACGUUUAUCGUUGCACAGAGAGUUUUUACUCUGUAUGCCCAGAGGUGUUGGGGAAGCAUAUCGCGAACCGAUGCAGGUUCCCGGACGGUGUUGCAGUGGACCCGUUCUGCGGGGCCGGCGGCAACGUCAUUCAGCUGGCCGCUACUUGUCGGAAGGGUAUGUAAUUAUUAAUUUAUAAUAUUAACCGUAUGACUGUAUGAUUUAAUAUGUAUUUUUUUCGUUUCUCCGCGCAGUCAUAGCAAUGGAUAUUGAUCCGAUAAAACUGAAAUUGGCCAGGCACAAUGCCGAUAUAUAUCGGUGCCAAGACCGGAUAGAGUUCCGAGAAAACGACUAUUUCGGCGGGACGACGGUUCAAACGGGGGAUGUAGUGGUCACGUCGCCCCCGUGGGGAGGCCCUGAAUACCUAGGUCGGGAAGUGUACAGCCUCUCGUCCAUGUGUGAAGAGAACGGGGGCGGCGAAGCCAUUGUGCGUAUAGCGAAAACAAUGGCACCGAAGNUUUAUCAUUGUAUUAUUUUAGUUUGUAAGUGAAACCAUUUUAAAUGUUAUAUAGAAAUAUUUUAAACUUAUAUUAGUUUUUUAUCAUUUAUAAUAGUUUAGUUUAGUUAGAUAUUAGUUAUUAGUUUUUUAUUAUUAGUUAAGUUAGUUUUAACAUUGUAUUAUUUUAGUUUGUAAGUGAAACCAUUUUAAAUGUUUUAUAGAGAUAUUUUUAACUUAUUGAAUCGAAUAUUUUAAAUGUAUAUUAGUUUAUAUUAGUUUUUUUUAGUUAUACUAGUUUAGUUUAGUUAGAUUAGUUAUUAGUUUUUUAUUAUUAGUAACAUUAGAUUUAACAUUGUAUUUUUUUAGUUUGUAAGUGAAUCCUUUUUAAAUGUUUUAUAGAAAUAUUUUUAACCAUUCGAACCGAUUAUUUUUAAUGUAUAUUAGUUUAUAUUAGGUUUUUAUUAUUAGUUAUAUUAGAUUUAACAUUGUAUUAUUUUAGUUUGUAAGUGAAACCAUUUUGAAAUGUUUUAAAGAAAUAUUUUUAACCAUUCGAAUCGAAUAUUUUAAAUGUAUAUUAAUUUAUUAUUAGUUAUACUAGUUUAGUUUAGUAUUAGUUUAUUAAUUAGAUUAGUUUUUAUUUUUUUCAUUAUUAGUUAUAUAAGUUUUUAACAUUGUAUUCUUUUAAUUUCUAUAAGACGAGAAUUUUUGUAUAUUUGCCUGUAUAUAUUUAUUUUUUAGACACGUAUUUUUUAAAUGUAUAUAAACACUAGAAACUUGUAAAAAUAUAUACUUGGCCGUAUUGCAUUAUACGAUUUUACAAUACCAACAUCUUGAUGUAUAUUUGUUUUGAUUAUGAAUGCUAUUACAUAGUAAAUCAUAACGAAAUGUCAUACUUGGUUAGUUUUCAUUACGAUUUAAAAUAAACGCAUUUAUUGUACAAAUGCAUUUUUAACUUUUUUUAUUUACUCUAUGGAUAGCAGUUUAAUGUUUGUUUAUAAUAAACCGAUAGGCUAAAAUAUGUUUUUUCGGGUAUUUAAUAUCCCUGAAUCUGUAUUUAUACCGAAGCUUAUAUUAUGGUUAUUUUCUGAAACAUGUUUAACAAAAUUUGAAUUAGGGCAGUAUUUUUUUAAUUUUAUUUCAGAAAUGUGUUCUUUAUAUCUUAUUUUAAAAUUUCUAUUUGUCUUACCUAUAUAAAAUUUAUUACUGUUAACUAUAAACUGUACAUUUAAAAUAUUAUUACAAUUAUUUUUCUUUAUUUAAAGUAAAUUAUUUCUAUGUAAAACGAUCAAUUUGAAUAUUUUGUUCUAUGUAAUUCCAUCAUUAAAUUUUUUAUAUUCAGUAGCGUUUUACAUUUUGACCGUGAUAUACCUGAUAAUGAAUUUUUAAUUCGAAACAGGCCGUAUAAUAAUUGUAUCAGUUAUUAAAAUACUCCAGGCGACGCAUUCAUUAAUUUAUUUUUAUUUCUAUACAUACAUUUUUUUUUUUUUUAUAUAUAUAUUUAUGUACGAGUAUUAACUAUUUUAAUAAUUUUGUUUUCACUUUAUUAUUUUAUAUUUAUUAUAUACAACAGUUCCGUAUCAUUAUAAAGUAUAUAUGUGUAAAAAAAUAAAACAAGCUGAUACUAGAAGGACGGGAUAUGUUGAGGAAAAACGUUUUUGA